AUGAUUAAACAUCGAGAUUCAUUGGUUUUAGAAGCUCUUCAAAUAGUUAGUUUAUGUCUAGUUUGGUAUGGUGUAUCAGCAGCAGGCAAUGUUAUUGUCAAAGAACUACUUAAUGAAUUUCCAUUUCCAUUAACAGUUACACUUGUACAACUUUUCAGUGUCUGGAUUUUUAGUAUCCCACUUCUUCGCAUAUGGAAAGUUCCAUCGCCCGAUUAUCUUCAUCAAAAUCGAAUUUAUUAUUUCAAAAUUAUUAUUCCUUUAGCAAUAGGCAAAUUUCUUGCACAACUUUCAUCUCAUGUUAGUCUUUGGAAAGUACCUGUUUCAUAUGCUCAUACAGUCAAAGCAACAAUGCCUUUGUUCACUGUAAUUUUGUCUCGUUUAAUUUUACGUGAAAAACAAUCAUUUCCUGUUUAUUUUUCACUUGUUCCUAUUAUUGUUGGUGUGAUUAUAGCAACAGUUACAGAAAUUUCAUUUAAUUUUGUUGGUCUUAUCAGUGCAUUACUUUCAACAUUUGGUUUUUCAUUACAAAAUAUUUAUUCAAAAAAAUCUCUCAAAGAUAUUUCAAUUCAUCAUUUUGCAUUACUUGCUUUAUUAGCUAAAAUAUCAUGGUGUUUAUUUGUACCUUUUUGGUUUUUUUAUGAUGGAAUGGAUAUAUAUUAUGAUACGAAAUACGUGACAUGCUCACAAUAG
Molecule: messenger RNA, 690 nt
Organism: Rotaria sp. Silwood2
Lineage: Eukaryota; Metazoa; Rotifera; Eurotatoria; Philodinida; Philodinidae
Source: the annotation of a GenBank genome assembly